Marmota flaviventris (yellow-bellied marmot) is the source of this 2150-nucleotide messenger RNA. It is a transcript of the gene Hexim1, whose product is annotated as HEXIM P-TEFb complex subunit 1. Lineage: Eukaryota; Metazoa; Chordata; Mammalia; Rodentia; Sciuridae. Gene Ontology annotation, cellular component: cytoplasm; nucleus; nucleoplasm. Gene Ontology annotation, biological process: negative regulation of transcription by RNA polymerase II; negative regulation of cyclin-dependent protein serine/threonine kinase activity. Gene Ontology annotation, molecular function: 7SK snRNA binding; cyclin-dependent protein serine/threonine kinase inhibitor activity. The record is from RefSeq and is a predicted model, not a curated record.
UGGAAGUUGGCAGGUGGAAAGGCAGGUUGGGAGGGGAAGUCGGGGAAGGAGGCGGAAGAGGAGCUGUCUGAAAGGGGAGGAGGGAGGGAGGAAAAGAGGAGGAGGCGGAGGAGAAUUGAGCUGAGCAGAGCAUCGAGCCAAAGGGGAGAUGAGUUUGUCUGUCCUCGGCUAAGGCUCCGGCCGGGCCUAGGGAACUGGGAGCUUGGGCUGGAGCGACACCCGUGGAAGUGGGAGGAGGUGGCUCUGGGACUUUAACCCCUUGUGGGCUCUGCGGCAGGGGAUUUAACCCUUUGUGGAUUCGGCCCCUCGGAGAAAGCGUCAUCGGGUAGUUUUAACCCCUUCGGGGCUGAACUUAACCCGUUGGACUUAAUCUCAUCUUCUUGCCCAACUCCUCGAUCGUGGGGGCAUUCGGCGGGGAGGUCUGAAGCCCACCCAGUCCGCACGUUACGUACUGUUCCUGCCGCUGCACCCCUCGGACCCGCUAGCUGGCCGCGCUGUGGGCGCUUAACCCUUUACUGACUUGAGCUCCCAAGUUGGGAUUGGAGUUUGCUGACAGAAGGACUGGCUAAAGGCGUCACUGCAGAAAUUACAGACCGAAGAGAACUAUUGGACAUAUUUUAAAAGAAAAGAUAAACCUCUUUUUCCCCUUAAGGACUUACAGACAAAAUUCCUCAAACUUCGCGGACUCUUCUAGUCAUGGCCGAACCACUCUUGUCAGAAUAUCAACACCAGCCUCAAACUAGCAACUGUACAGGUGCUGCUGUUGUCCAUGAAGAACGGAACCCUGAGAGCCCCCCAGGCGCGGAGGAGCGGGUGCCCUCGGAGGACGGUAGGUGGCAAUCGAGAGCGUCCCCCCAGUCGGGUGGCCGGCCGGGGCCAGAGGGGGAAGGGAGUCUGGAGCCCCAUCCUCCUCCCCUGCAGACCCAGGCCUGUCCAGAAUCAAGCUUCCUGGAAGUGGGCGAGAAGGGCCAAAAUGGGGACGACAUGUCCGCUGGCGGAGUCUCCUCACCGCCGGGAGGAGAACCGAUGUCCGAGGCGCUUGCCCAGCCGUGUCAUGACAACGAGGCCAACAAGUUGGGGGCUUCUGCCGUUGGGGGAGAGGAGGCGUGGGGACAACAGCAGAGACAGCUAGGCAAGAAGAAACACAGGAGACGCCCCUCCAAGAAAAAGCGGCAUUGGAAACCGUACUACAAGCUGACCUGGGAAGAGAAGAAAAAGUUCGAUGAGAAGCAGAGCCUGCGAGCUUCCAGGAUUCGAGCUGAGAUGUUCGCCAAGGGCCAGCCGGUCGCGCCCUAUAAUACCACGCAGUUCCUUAUGGAUGACCACGACCAGGAGGAGCCAGAUCUCAAAACCGGGCUCUACCCCAAACGAACCGCCGCCAAAUCCGACGACACUAGCGAUGAGGACUUUAUGGAAGAAGCCGGUGAAGAGGACGGGGGUAGCGACGGGAUGGGAGGGGACGGCAGCGAGUUUCUGCAGCGGGACUUCUCGGAGACGUACGAGCGGUACCAUGCGGAGAGCCUGCAGAAUAUGAGUAAGCAGGAGCUCAUCAAAGAGUACCUGGAGCUGGAGAAGUGCCUCUCGCGCAUGGAGGACGAGAACAACCGGCUGCGGCUGGAAAGCAAGCGGCUGGGUGACGACGCUCGUGUGCGGGAGCUGGAGCUGGAGCUGGACCGACUGCGCGCCGAGAACCUCCAGCUGCUGACCGAGAACGAACUGCACCGGCAGCAGGAGCGUGCGCCACUUUCCAAGUUUGGAGACUAGACUGAAACUUGCGGGGAGGGGGCAAAGGGGACUUUUUACAGAGCUGGAAUGUAACAUUAUAUACAUGUGUAUAUAAGACAGCGGACCUUUUUAUGACACAUAAUCAGAAGAGAAAAUCCCCCCGGCUUUGGUUGGUUUGGUAAAUUUAGCUAUGAUGUAGCUUGCGUGCUUUCUCCUGUUCUUUAAUUAUGUGAAACUGGAGAGUUGCUUUUCUUGUUUUCCUUUUUAGAAGGAGUUUUUUUUUUAAUGUGUAAGUAAUUUGACCAAGUUAUAAUGCAUUUUUCUGUUUAAAAAAAUCCCCUCCUUAAGCGGAGCUACAAGGUGGCCAAAUCUGAGAACCAUUAAAUUCAUUCUAGUUAUAAUAAAUUUAAUAUUUGUAAAUGUAA